Molecule: messenger RNA, 218 nt
Organism: Periconia digitata
Lineage: Eukaryota; Fungi; Ascomycota; Dothideomycetes; Pleosporales; Periconiaceae
Source: the annotation of a GenBank genome assembly
GUAAGUAAGUAGGUAGGUAAGUCGUAGGAGAAGUCGAAUGGCCGAACACACACACACACACAACAACGUCGAAGAAACAAAAGCCGACGAUGAUCGAAUCGUGCUGGCUGCACCUAUAUCGUCAAGCGCAAGUCUCCACAACAACCGCGACUUCCUCCUCUUCUUUCCCUGGUCCCCUUCUUUCCUAGAUUCGUGAAACCCGCCCUUCUCUUUCCGCC